Solenopsis invicta (red fire ant) is the source of this 2672-nucleotide messenger RNA. RefSeq names its product xylulose kinase. The coding region runs from base 280 to 1896 and encodes 538 amino acids. The record is from RefSeq and is a predicted model, not a curated record. Gene Ontology annotation, molecular function: D-xylulokinase activity. Gene Ontology annotation, cellular component: cytosol. Gene Ontology annotation, biological process: xylulose metabolic process; D-xylose metabolic process. The transcript is spliced from 12 exons. NCBI's taxonomy places the organism in Eukaryota, Metazoa, Arthropoda, Insecta, Hymenoptera, Formicidae.
CUCCAGCCACAGAGGCUACGGCGAGCCGCUCGCCGCUCCCCGCCGCGCCGCGAAACCGCGCGCGUAAGCGUAACGCGUGGCAACUGCGGCGACGACGGCGACGACGACGACGUCUAAAGUGCGUCGCGAGAAUGGGCCGCGCACAGGCCCGCGCGUUAGUCGUCCGCACUUAGUCCCACGAGCAGCAAAGCGGAGUGGACGCCGCCGGGUGCGAGUGUUGAUCGCGACAGCGCCGGGUUCUACGAGCCUACGCCGAGCCUACGCCGAGCGGACGGCAGGAUGGACGACGAGCCGCCGACGGCCACGUAUCUGGGCCUAGACCUCAGCACGCAGCAGUUGAAAGCGGUGGUGGUUGACGAUAAUCUAGCUGUCCUUCACGAAACCAGCGUACAAUUCGACAAUGAUCUACCGGAAUUUAGGACGUACGGAGGGGUCAUACGAAAGAAGGACGAGUCACACGUCGUGGUGGUGCCUUCUUUGAUGUGGGUUAAGGCCUUAGAUAUGAUACUAGACAAAUUGCGCGUUUGCGGGGUCGAUUUUAGCAGAGUAACAGCUAUUUCUGGUUGCGCGCAGCAGCACGGCACGGUUUAUUGGGGCAAGGGCAGCCGCGAUCGGCUACGGCGUUUGGACCCGAUAAAAUUCCUGCACGAACAAUUCGCCACGUCGUUUUCCGUGACUCACUCGCCCGUAUGGAUGGAUUCCAGUACGUCGAAAGAGUGUAGCGUUCUGGAGGAGAUCGUGGGUGGGCCUCAAAAAUUAGCGGAAAUAACGGGUUCACGGGCGUACGAGAGAUUCUCAGGACCGCAGAUUGCGAAAAUAGCACGCACGAAGCCGGAAGCCUACUGCAGCACUGAGAGGAUCUCCUUGGUCAGCAAUUUUAUCGCCUCCUUGUUUCUGGGCGAUUACGCGCCCAUCGACUGGUCGGAUGGCUCGGGCAUGAAUCUGCUAAAUAUCCGUACGAAAGACUGGGAUGAUAUGUUAUUGGAGACUUGCGCAACGGGGCUGAGAGAGAAACUGGGUAAGCCCGUUUCAUCGUACAGCGAUAUCGGCCCUAUAUCGCCUUACUUCGUGGAAAGAUUCGGUUUCAAUGAGGAAUGUAGGAUAAUCGCGUUCACCGGGGACAAUCCUGGCUCCUUACUAGGUAUGAGGCUAAAAGAAGGUGAUAUCGCUUGCAGUUUGGGUACGAGCGAUACCUUAUUCCUAUGGUUGAACGAACCCAAGACCAUAACAGACGGUCACGUACUGUGUAAUCCAGUAGACGAUCAGGCUUACAUGGCGUUACUCUGCUUUAAAAACGGUUCUUUGACUCGCGAAAGGAUACGGAACGAUGCCGCGCAAGGUAGCUGGCAGAUAUUCAACGAAUUGUUAGAAAGUACUCCGCGAGGAAAUUUCGGCAAUUUCGCAUUGUAUUUCGAUACGCAAGAGAUUCUACCUUUCGUCAUUGGAGAUUAUAGAUAUAACAAGGCCAAUGACGAGAUCUCUCGAUACAGUUCGAAGGAAGUGGAAGUUAGAGCGCUAAUCGAGGGUCAAUUUGUCGCAAAGAGAGCAUACGCUGAAGACUUUGGAUUUGUCAUCGGACCUAAUACUCGGAUAAUUGCAACGGGAGGUGCUUCUAUAAAUAAAACUAUACUGCAAGUGCUUUCCGACGUGUUUAAUUCGCCAGUAUAUAUCAUGGAAGCAGCCAAUUCGGCUAUGAUGGGUGCAGCGUAUCAAGCAAAACACGGUUUGCUACGAAACAAUUGCAACUUCGACGAAAUUACACGCUGUCUGCCAGAAUUGACGCUGGUGUGCCAGCCUUACGAUGAUGCCGAAUCGAUUUAUAGACCCAUGACCGUGCGUUAUCGCAAAAUCAUAGAUCAGAUAUUGAAGAAGAGGAGCGAACAAAAGCAUGUGUAAAUCUUGUAUAUAUAAAAAAAUAUUCUAAAAAGGACCUCUCUUAUGCGCGAUAUUCUCAGAGUAAUAUAAAGUGAUAGAUUUGGGCUAUUUGAGAGAAUUUUACUAAACAUAUUAUUAAAUUAUUUAGAAUACUGAAAUUUAUACAUCUACUUUCUAUUGUAUCUUGAAAGAAAAGCAUUUUAUAUACGAGUGAGAAUCUCUCGUACAAUACAUGUACGAAUAUGUAAAAAAAUUCUCUUAGCCUGAGCUUCAAUUGAUAUUGUAAAUAACAUAUGAUGCUUUUUUAUUUUUUUAAAAAGCUUUAAAAAUAAAAUGAUUAUUCUAAUAUAUAAAACAAUUAUACAGAAAAAGAUAUAUCCAUCAAACAUUUUGAAAUAAUUCACAAAUAAUUGAUAAAUUGUAGCAAUCACUACACCUAAAAAUUAAUGAUAUAUUCAUGUCAACCAAAUUUGACGUAAAUCUUUUUCUGCCUAUGAAUAAGAUUCGUCGAAGUUUAGUCUUGUGUUUAUGUAUUACAUGAACACAAGACUAAGCGCAAUUUUUUUUACGAUGCAAAAGAAUGAGCGUGAUUUCUUUUGCAAUGUAAAAGAAAUCAAGCUUAAAUUAUAAUAAAAAGAAUCUUAUUUGAUGUAAUAUUUAUUAAUAUUAUAAUUGUUAUAUGUAUUAUAUGAUCUUAAGAAUAAACACAAUAUAUAUUUUGAUCAUAUGAUACUUCAAAAUGGUUACAGCAAUAAAAUUGUUAGGGUUAUAUCAAUAAAUGAUAUAACACAUCACUA